Molecule: messenger RNA, 668 nt
Organism: Amoebophrya sp. A25
Lineage: Eukaryota; Dinophyceae; Syndiniales; Amoebophryaceae
Source: the annotation of a GenBank genome assembly
GUACCACUUCUAACUAUUCACCAUGAUUGAUUCUCAAUCAUCUACCUCUAGAUCGAUACAGUCGUAUAUCCUUGUAUUUUUACAAAAGGCCAAUUGUAGUUGUUGUAGAGUAUUUGUCACAGACGGGAUACCCACACGACUGCUUCUCAUCGCACUUCGAAGGACCUCGAUGAAUAUUAAGGGCGGACAGCCACUUAGUAUCUGCACAUGUCGUGUACAGUUAGUUUGAUGCUCCUGCAUUGUUUCAACAUUCCACUACCUGUAGGAAUUUGCAUCAGGUGAUUGUUCUUGUCCUUGUACAGCCAACAACUGCCUUCCAUAGAGUAGUACUGUUAAGACUGACAACAUUACUGUCUGUCUUCCACGACUGAUCAUGUAUCUAUCUUCUGUACCGUGUCUGAACAAGUCACCUUGAAAUCUAUAAGUUAUCUUGGGGGGUCAAGGUGAUUGUUCGACCCGGUAGUUCCCUCCACCAUAACAGCAUCAUCUCACUUCACUAAAAUCAUUGUUACAAUGAUUUCCAUCUGUUGAUCAUGAUCAAGAAGAAAUCACAGGGUCGUCGUGCUUGUACUUGUAUGUUCAUUUCUAAUGAGUUGCAUCAUGAUUUAGCUCUAGCUGUUACUUGCUGCUCGUUGCAUACUAGUCUAGGAGGGUACCCUGCUACACAC